UCUCGUUCCAAUUCCAUCUCUCAUCUACCAUCACCAACCAAGCUCCCAACUUCACUCAAAACCCUAAAGAAACAUCCUCCCCAACAACCCUCACCUCAUAAAAAACAACAUGUUCCUUUCCAACCUCUGAGGAUCACAAACUCACAACUCGACUCGAUUCAAUUCAAUUCGAAUCCUUCAAAAUCGUCAUAGCAGCCAGCAGAGCCAUGAAGACCGAGCUCAGAGGAAAUACCGCCGCUGCGUCCAUCUCCAUCCAAAACCCUAACAACAAACUCUUCACUGCCACCCCUCCUACUCCCCACCAACGACCUUCCUCCACCACGACCACCGCCGUGGCAGCUCCGACCAUCUCCGGCGCCCUCACGGGGUGCCUGGGCAGCCUCGACGGUGCGUGCAUCGAGAAGCUCCUCCUCCACUGCGCCAGCGCCCUCGAAGGCAAGGAGUGGACGCUCGCCCAGCAGGUGAUGUGGGUCCUCAACAACGUCGCCUCCCUCAGCGGCGACCCCAACCAGCGCCUCACUUCCUGGUUCCUCCGCGCCCUCAUCUCACGCGCCGCCAAAGUCUGCCCCACCGCCACCAUGCACCACUUCGACGGCUCCGCCGCCAUCGACAAGCGGCGCCAGAUGACCGUCACCGAGCUCGCCGGGUACGUCGACCUCAUCCCUUGGCACACCUUCGGGUUCUGCGCCUCCAACAGCGCGAUAUUCAAGGCGAUCCGAGGCUGCUCCAAAGUCCACGUGCUCGAUUUCAGCGUCACCCACUGCGUUCAGUGGCCCACUCUCAUCGACGCGCUGGCGAAACGCCCCGAAGGGCCGCCGUCUUUAAGAAUCACCGUGCCGUCUGUCCGGCCACCCGUCCCACCUUUCCUCAACGUCUCGUGCGAGGAUGUCGGCCAAAGGUUGAGCAACUUCGCUAGGUUUCGUGACGUAGAGUUCGAGUUCAAUAUAAUCGGAGGAGGAGGAGGAGGGAGUACCUUCGACAACAACAACAACAUUGCUUCGUGUAGAAAUUCCAUGUAUGAUACCUUCCACCGCUACUUUGAGUCGUUGCUAACCAGCCUAGUGGAUCCGCACCAGCUGUCCUCGUUGUUCAGGGACGACGAGGUCAUCGUGGUGAACUGCCAGAACUGGCUUCGCUCCAUGCCCGACGACGAUGAGGAACAGUCUGCGGGUUCGUCGUUGAGGGAUGAUUUCCUCCAUACGAUAAUGGGGUUGAAUCCGGCCAUCGUCGUGGUGGUCGAUGAGGAUGCGGAUCUCAACGUGUCGAGCCUGACGACGAGGAUUACAAACUGUUUCAACUACCUGUGGAUCCCGUUCGAUGCUCUGGAGACAUUUCUACCUAAAGACAGUGCGCAGAGGAUCGAGUACGAGUCAGAUGUAGGGCAUAAGAUUGAGAACGUGAUCAGCCACGAAGGGUGCCAGAGGAUGGAGAGGUUGGAGUCUGGGGCGAAGCUAUGUCAGAGGAUGAAGAAGGUAGGGUUCUCGGGUGUGAUGUUCUGUGAGGAGAGUGUUAAAGAAGUGAAGUCGUUGUUGGAUGAGCAUGCUAGUGGUUGGGGGAUGAAGAGAGACGAGGAGAUGUUGGUGCUCACUUGGAAGGGACACAACUCGGUUUUUGCCACAGCUUGGGUGCCAGGUGGUCUAGGGGAGAAUUGAAGUUAGUGGUUUAGGAAUUUAGAUACAAGGUAGGGGGAGGUCUAGGUUCGGUCUUGUUUCGAUUCGAUUCUGAUUCUGAUUCGGGUUGCUUUGGAGCAAAAACUAGAAAUGGUCCUCCGUGAAGAGUGGCGUGAAUGAUGUCGGAUGGGAUGAUUCAUGCAACAUUGACAUGAGAUAAGAGGGACAGGGCAAGGCAAGUUGUUGUGCUCUUUUUUUUCCUUUUGCAUAUUUUGUUAUAAGGCUGCAAAAAGGGAAUGGAGACAAGUUCGUGGUGGGGAGAAGACGACAUGGCUGUUUCUACGAAUGAAGAACACCCUUUUUCCCUUUGGUACUUGGUAGUAGGAGAAUGAAGAACUUGGUAUGGU
Molecule: messenger RNA, 2017 nt
Organism: Linum trigynum
Lineage: Eukaryota; Viridiplantae; Streptophyta; Magnoliopsida; Malpighiales; Linaceae
Source: the annotation of a GenBank genome assembly